Molecule: messenger RNA, 1158 nt
Organism: Cygnus atratus (black swan)
Lineage: Eukaryota; Metazoa; Chordata; Aves; Anseriformes; Anatidae
Gene: PRKAG3
Product: protein kinase AMP-activated non-catalytic subunit gamma 3
Exons: 12
Coding region: 1-1158 (385 amino acids)
Source: RefSeq, a predicted model, not a curated record
AUGGAGCAACUCCCCGGCCCCGCUGCUCCCCAGAUGGCGCUGCUGGAUGCCGCUGCCCGUCCCGAGGACGAAGGUUUGCCCGCAGGGUUCCCGGAGGCGCCGUGCCCCAGGGAGGAGGAGGAAGAGGAGGAGGAGGAGGACAGGCGGAGGAGCCCCAGGCCCGUCACCUUCACGCUGGGCACCGAGGUGCUGGGGCUGGGCCCCGAGGGGGAUUUCCAGACCCCCGACGCCGAGGUCUACAUGCACUUCUUGAGGAGCCACUGCUGCUACGACGCCGUCCCCACCAGCUGCAAGCUCGUCGUCUUCGACACCAGCCUGGAGAUCAAGAAGGCUUUUGUGGCGCUGGUGGCCAACGGGGUGCGCGCCGCCCCGCUGUGGGACAGCAAGACGCAGAGCUUCGUGGGGAUGCUCACCAUCACCGACUUCAUCAACAUCCUCCACCGCUACUACCGCUCGCCCCUGGUUCAGAUCUACGAGGUGGAGGAGCACAAGAUUGAGACGUGGAGAGAGGUGUACCUGCAGGGCUCCUUCAAGCCGCUGGUCUACAUCUCACCGAGCAAUAGCCUCUUCGACGCCGUCUACUCCCUGAUCAAGCACAAGAUCCACCGCCUGCCCGUCAUCGAGCCCACCUCGGGCAACGUCCUGCACAUCCUGACGCACAAACGCAUCCUCAAGUUCCUCCACAUCUUCGGCUCCACCAUCCCCAAGCCGCGCUUCCUGAAGAAAACGGUGCAGGAGCUGUGCGUCGGCACCUUCCGCGACGUGGCCGUGGUGCCCGAGACCGCCCCCAUCUACGCGGCGCUGGAGAUCUUCGUGGACCGCCGCGUCUCCGCACUGCCCGUCAUCAACGACGCCGGGCAGGUGGUCGGGCUCUACUCCAGGUUCGAUGUCAUUCACCUGGCGGCCCAGAAGACCUACAACAACCUGGACAUCAGCGUGCGCGAGGCGCUGCGGCAGCGCACCGUGUGCCUGGAGGGGGUCCUCACCUGCUACCCCCACGAGACCAUGGAGGACAUCAUCGACCGCAUCGCCAAGGAGCAGGUCCAUCGCCUGGUUCUGGUGGACGAGAACCAGUACCCGCGGGGCAUCGUCUCCCUCUCCGACAUCCUCCAGGCCCUCGUGCUCACUCCCGCAGGUAUCGAUGCGCUUAACUCUUAG